Messenger RNA from Durio zibethinus, 315 nucleotides. Lineage: Eukaryota; Viridiplantae; Streptophyta; Magnoliopsida; Malvales; Malvaceae. The record is from RefSeq and is a predicted model, not a curated record.
AUGGUUCGGUCAGACCGUUCGGUUCGGUCUGGAAGAAAAAAAACGUUCUCUUUUUUUUUUUCGCAUUCUUCCUCAGCCACUCGUGGCCGACCGCCGCCGUUCGCCUGUCACCGACCGCCGUCUCCGGUGGUCGAAAAAUCCCAAAAUUCUCCCACAAACUCUUCUCGAACCCCUGAACGCAGAUCUGGCCUCCUUUUCACUAGAAAGAGUCUCAAAAUUCCUAGAUCUGCUGGCGAAGUUUCGGAAGCUUGGCGCUGGGUUCCUCCCUACGAGGAGGACUGUGUUGAUUUUUUUUGUAAUAGCUACAUAUGGUGA